Molecule: messenger RNA, 639 nt
Organism: Arabidopsis thaliana (thale cress)
Lineage: Eukaryota; Viridiplantae; Streptophyta; Magnoliopsida; Brassicales; Brassicaceae
Product: Ribosomal L38e protein family
Exons: 3
Coding region: 110-319 (69 amino acids)
Biological process (GO): translation
Cellular component (GO): ribosome
Molecular function (GO): structural constituent of ribosome
Source: RefSeq, marked reviewed
AGGGCUUCUUGAUACAAAGUUUUUAAGAGAUCUCUUUAUAUCCUCGCGACGGCGAAUUCGCUCGACUCUCUCUGUGGACGGCGGCUAGUUUCAACCAACAGAUUCGAGAAUGCCUAAGCAAAUCCACGAGAUCAAGGACUUCCUUCUGACAGCUAGAAGGAAAGAUGCACGAUCUGUGAAGAUCAAGAGAAGCAAGGAUAUUGUCAAGUUUAAGGUCAGAUGCUCGAGGUACCUCUACACGCUCUGCGUCUUUGACCAAGAGAAAGCCGACAAGCUUAAGCAGUCUCUUCCUCCAGGUUUGAGUGUACAAGACCUUUGAAGAUGAAGCAAAGUUCUUCUGCAGAUUGGAGUUCCUUUGGUGACGAAUCCUUUGCAUCAUUUUAUAAUUUCCUUAGGAGAGUUUAUUUUGUGUCGUUAAAUUUAUGUUGAGACUUUUCGAGUUUGAGUGUGUUUUGGAUUUAAUUCAGUUUGAAAAACCAAAUACGUUCUCAACUCUGGAUUCAAUUUGGAUUUUUAUUUUCAGACUUGAGAGUUGGUACCUUCUCCAUCAUUUAUAAUAACAAUCACAUUCAUUAAAUGAAUCAUAACCAAAUUACUCCUUGAUCUUAGCACUAACUACGAUUUUAGGUUAUAUACUUU